CCAACAAAAAAUUAUUCUCAUAUUUAGGCAAUGGAAGACGGCCAAGGCCGAUAUGGAGCUGAAUGUGAUUGGUGGUCGUUAGGCGUUUGCAUGUACGAAAUGUUAUAUGGAGAAACGCCCUUUUAUGCUGAAUCGCUCGUAGAAACCUAUGGAAAAAUUAUGAACCAUAAGAAUUGUUUCGAAUUUCCUGACGAUUUAUGUUACGAAGUAUCAACUGAAGCCAAAGACCUAAUGCAGAGACUGAUAUGCAGUGCCGAAUGUAGGUUGGGUCAGAACGGAUUGGAAGAUUUCAAAAAUCAUCUUUGGUUUGCUGGUGUCGACUGGGAAAACAUAAGAGAGAGUGAUGCUCCUUACGUACCAGAGGUCGCCAGUGCCACCGAUACUUCUAAUUUUGAUGUUGAUGAAACGGAUUUAAAAGGCUCAGUGAGUAAAGAUUUAAUUUUAGAUGAAAUAAGGAACUUUUCAUACUGUGAAUUUGCAUACUUUAGUAAACACUUGCAUACAAAGCAUGAUUGGUGGCUUUGUGACUUAAUUGUUAUUUUACGAAACACUUUAUCAUCUUUAAUUUAUUACAUUAGUUUCAUUGUUUAGCAGCAGUUUUUGAAC
Molecule: messenger RNA, 606 nt
Organism: Centruroides sculpturatus (bark scorpion)
Lineage: Eukaryota; Metazoa; Arthropoda; Arachnida; Scorpiones; Buthidae
Product: serine/threonine-protein kinase Genghis Khan-like
Exons: 3
Coding region: 31-591 (186 amino acids)
Biological process (GO): peptidyl-threonine phosphorylation; actomyosin structure organization
Cellular component (GO): cytoskeleton; cytoplasm
Molecular function (GO): ATP binding; protein serine/threonine kinase activity
Source: RefSeq, a predicted model, not a curated record